CGGGACAAGCUUAGGUUGUGGCGGUUCCCUGGUGAUUGCGCGCUGGUAGCUGAGGCGUUUGCGCGCGAUCGGACGAUGCCGUGACACAGCUUAGCGACAGCGUUGACAGCGUGAUCGCAUCCCUGUGGAGGGAGCCCUUCGGUCGCGGAGGUGGCGCGGUGUCGGACACAGGUUGCUAUUUGAGGGUACUCCCUCGAAGCCCUUCAGCUAGUGGGGGAGGGGGCCCCCCCAAAACACGAACGGUCCGGUCUGCGCCUGCGCGCGCACCUUCGGCGACCCGGGCCGCACGCACGCGCAUGCUCGGUGCACUCGGAGCCGCGGUGGCUAGCGACAGUGCGCGUGCGCACUGAGGGCAGCCCGCUGAGGAGCGGCGCUGGCGGACGUCGGGCGGGCAGCCCGUGACGUCGUGAGGAGAGCUUUAAAGUGCGGUUCGAGUAGGGCGUCGGAGGGUCUGUCCGGGAGUCGGGCCGAGUCUCCUCAGCGGCCCUCCGCGGCAUGAGGCGCUGCCGGCGCCCCUGCCCCCCGGGACGUGGAGAAGGUGGAGGAGGAGGAAACCUCGUUGCCGCCACCGCUGCAUGACCCGCCGCCUCUGAGGCUCGACCCUCGCGCCCGGCUCUCGACGCCCCUCGCCGGGUUCUUCAGCCGCGCAUGGGGGCCUGGCGUUGAAGACUCUUUCCCCCCGGGUCUCCCGGGCGCGUGCCCCGAGAGCCAUGCCCGCCCGCCCCGGAGGACCCUGAAGCAGCGUCGCGGGGGCCAUGGCGGCCGCCAGCGGUUACACGGACCUGCGUGAGAAGCUCAAGUCCAUGACGUCCCGGGACAACUACAAGGCUGGCAGCCGGGAGGCAGCCGCCGCCGCCGCCGCCGCCGUGGCCGCCGCCGCGGCCGCCGCGGCCGCCGCCGAGCCGUACCCAGUGCCCGGGGCAAAGCGCAAGUACCAGGAGGACUCGGACCCAGAGCGCAGCGACUACGAGGAGCAGCAGCUGCAGAAGGAGGAGGAGGCGCGCAAGGUGAAGAGCGGCAUCCGCCAGAUGCGCCUCUUCAGCCAGGACGAGUGUGCCAAGAUCGAGGCGCGCAUCGACGAGGUGGUGUCCCGUGCCGAGAAGGGCCUCUACAACGAGCACACGGUGGACCGGGCCCCCCUGCGCAACAAGUACUUCUUCGGCGAGGGCUACACGUACGGCGCCCAGCUGCAGAAGCGCGGGCCGGGCCAGGAGCGCCUCUACCCGCCCGGCGACGUGGACGAGAUCCCCGAGUGGGUCCAUCAGCUGGUGAUCCAGAAGCUGGUGGAGCACCGCGUCAUCCCCGAGGGCUUCGUCAACAGCGCCGUGAUCAACGACUACCAGCCCGGCGGCUGCAUCGUGUCGCACGUGGACCCCAUCCACAUUUUCGAGCGCCCCAUCGUGUCCGUGUCCUUUUUCAGCGACUCCGCGCUUUGCUUUGGCUGCAAGUUCCAGUUCAAGCCCAUCCGGGUGUCGGAACCAGUGCUUUCCCUGCCCGUGCGCAGGGGGAGCGUGACUGUGCUCAGUGGAUAUGCUGCUGAUGAAAUCACUCACUGCAUACGUCCUCAGGACAUCAAGGAACGCAGAGCAGUCAUCAUCCUCAGGAAGACAAGAUUAGAUGCACCUCGGUUGGAAACAAAGUCCCUGAGCAGCUCUGUGUUACCACCCAGCUAUGCUUCUGAUCGUCUAUCAGGAAACAACCGGGACCCCACUCAGAAACCCAAACGGUCCCAUCGUAAGGCAGACCCUGAUGCUGCCCACAGGCCUCGAAUUCUGGAGAUGGACAAGGAAGAAAACCGGCGUUCAGUGUUGCUGCCCACACACCGACGGAGGGGUAGCUUCAGUUCUGAGAACUACUGGCGCAAGUCUUACGAGUCUGCUGAGGACUGUUCAGAGGCAGCGGGCAGCCCCACCCGAAAGGUGAAGAUGCGAAGGCACUGAGGCCUGUUGUACCUUCCCAGGAACUCUGUUUUUCCUCACUUAGCUGCCCCUCCUUUUGUUUUGAGGAUUUUGUUUCUGGGUUUUGGGGGCUUUUUUUUUCUUUCUUUUUUUUUUGUUUGUUUUGUUAGUUUUAUUUUUAUCCUUACACACACACAUAUAUAUAUAUAUAUGUAUGUAUGUAUGUAUGUGUGUAUAUAUAUACAUAUAUAUAUAUAUAUCCCCCCCCCUUGAUUUGUUGCCUGUUAAGGCCGAAGAACAGAUUGGUUGGGACUUGGUCCUCAUGUUAUUGGUUUUCCUCCUGGAUGGAAAGGUUGUUGGCAUCUACAGGGGACAGAAGCUCAUGCUGGAGUGGCCAGUAGCGAUUGGGGAUAGCCAUCAUGUCAGGCUGGGUUUAUUUAAAAGCAACAUGACCCAUGUCAGGCUGGGUUUAUUUAAAAGCAACAAAAUGUUUUAGUUAAACAACUUCUUGUUUUGCUUUAAAUGUAAAUCUCUUGGUGUUAUAAAGGAAGUUCAGUCUCUUACCCCUCCAAUGAUGUCUGCAUUGGGUUGAGGUUUCCUGGGCUUUGCAGAAAACAAGUCCUGCUGUUCUCCCAUCUCCCACAUGCUCGCUUGGCCCCCAGAGCUCACAGGGACACCUCCUUCCUCCCGCAGUAGUCUUCAUGAUGACUAGGCAAGGUCAUAAACAAUGCCAUUCCCAGAGCUAUUGCUGAGCCCUGGGCUUCUUUCACAACCCUGCUCUUCUCAUGGAUGCUGAGAGUCUGGCUACAGGGUCCUGACCUCUCUUGUCAAGAGCACGCAUCUUUGCUGGGUUGCUCCUUUCAAGCACAGGCAUGUUAUUGUAUGGAACAGUUAGACUUGCCAUUUUGGGCCAGUUUUAGGAAUUGUUUCUAGCUACAGGGACUGUGUCCUUCCAAGUCUAACAUUCGGGGUAUGGAAAAUUGUGGUGUGUGGUAGGAUUUUUUGUUUUGUUUGUUUUCUGGGGUUUUUUUUAGUUUAAUUUUUUUUUCUUUGGUCUCCUGACUUUUUCCUUUUCCUUUCUCCUACAUUGGCCAGUCUCUGAGCCUUGUGUCACCCACCCACCUCUAUUCUCCCCUCCACCCCCACAACCCCUGUCCCCAGGAUGGCACCCACUCUCUCUGUUUGCGUACAGCAUGCAUUCAAGGCCCUAGCUCAGGCCUGCAGAUUGGGUAGGAACCUCUUCCACCUCAGCGGUGUGAGAGCUGGGGAGGGGGCUUUAAAAUUAAUCAAAGGGGGUAAAAAAGGUAAAGUCUUUGGCAUAUUCCACUUACUCAGAUCCCCAAAGACUGCAAGGUUUUGCUGAUCUGGAUUCAUUCUAGGAAUGUCUCCUUGCCAGCCAGGGUCACGAUGCAGGCCUACUGAGAACAGAGGCCUUCCCGGUCCCCAGGCUACCAACUUUCCAGGGGACCUUGUCUUACAGAGGCCCAGGCCUAAGGCUGCAGAACUCGGGGGCAGCCACCCUCAAGAAGCCCUUCUCAGGGGCCAGAACUCUUUUGCCAGCGUGGAUUCCUCAAGUCGGGACUGCACAACUAAAACAGUUGCAGUUUUAUUUUUUUUACAGCUUUUUUCCCAAAAAUGAUUUGUAGUUGUGUGUGCAGCACUUUACCCUGAUAUGUGUGCUCUACAAUAAAAACCAAAUCUAAUAUAUUUUGAAA
This is a messenger RNA of Sorex araneus (European shrew), 3613 nucleotides long. RefSeq names its product alkB homolog 5, RNA demethylase (gene ALKBH5). Gene Ontology annotation, biological process: mRNA processing; mRNA export from nucleus. Lineage: Eukaryota; Metazoa; Chordata; Mammalia; Eulipotyphla; Soricidae. Gene Ontology annotation, cellular component: nucleus. The record is from RefSeq and is a predicted model, not a curated record. Gene Ontology annotation, molecular function: oxidative RNA demethylase activity. The coding region runs from base 756 to 1940 and encodes 394 amino acids. The transcript is spliced from 4 exons.